This is a messenger RNA of Colletotrichum higginsianum IMI 349063, 867 nucleotides long. RefSeq lists its product as uncharacterized. NCBI's taxonomy places the organism in Eukaryota, Fungi, Ascomycota, Sordariomycetes, Glomerellales, Glomerellaceae. The coding region runs from base 1 to 867 and encodes 288 amino acids. The record is from RefSeq and is a predicted model, not a curated record. The transcript has a single exon.
AUGGCGCAACAGGAUGCUGGCGUUCGCUUCUGUCACAGCCUUGUAAGCCAGCUCAACUUGCCAGGAGCCGCCGCCACCUGCUUCGACCGCGAAGUCCUCGCCACCCUCGAGCCGUUCUCGACCACGCACAAGGUCGUCUUUUGCACCGUGGUUUCUAUCCGGUCGGAGCUGGAUCGCAUUCUUGGCGAUCUGAACCCCGCCUGGGUCACCGUCACCUUUAUCCUCCACUGCGGCUUCCAGAAGCUAGAGGACUGGCAGGAUGGCAAGGCCAGCCAAACGGAGACAACGCAUUUCCGGCACGAGAACGGCCGAGAGCGGUACCCAGGCAGCCUCGUGUGGCAGAUGGCGCUGCAGCCGCCUGGCGGCGAAGCGAACGUGAAGCCGCAGCGGUUGGGGCUGCAGCACUUCCGUUGCGACACCGUCACCGUUUCCGCCACCUCCCCACCUCUCAACAACGGGCCCACUAUGGCCGGCUGCUACCGCACAUUCUUUCACAGACGCCUCCGCGAAGCCGUCGAGGCUCUCAACGGCCUCAAGUACCCUGGCGACCCCAACCGCCCCGGCGUGCGUCUCGCGGCAAGCGACAAUCCUGUCGAAUUACCGCCCGCCAACACCGCGGGCAGGGACUACCUGAUCGGGUCCGCUGCCCAUCCCUUAGCUGCGUUGAUUGCCUUUGGCCUUGUCUACAAGGCAAGCCCGUCGGCACGCGAGCCGGCCAGGCCUACGUGGGCCUUGGAUACAAACGAGAACGGCAUCCAGGUGCCCGCGCCCUUCGUCCUAUUUGGCCCUGACAUGGAGUGGCUCCGCGAGGCCGUACGGCAAUCCGGCUGGGACCCCACACCAAGCAGCCAGUCGGCCGGGCUGUAG